AUGCUGCGACUGGACGCAACGGUUGUCCGCCUGUCCCUCUCGGAAAUCAAAGAAUACGGGCGAAACCGUCAGUCCAAGGACCAGCGUAGAAGAGCCGAUACCGAUCAGUUGAAGACAACGAUAUCUCCCAAAACAGAAUGGCAGUCACUGUACGAGGCUGUAGACUCGCCGCUCACGUAUGCUACUGACAGACUGCCUCUUGUUUUGCCACACAAUCUCUCUACUGCCGCAGAAGGACUCGAGAUUUCUACCGGUGGCGGCAACGGCAGCGGCAGCGACCAGAACGACAAGAACAACAACCACAACAGGCCCGACAAACCAUCCAGCAUCGAUGUCAACGAGACCAUGGCACUGACCAUCGAGCAGUAUACUGUCCCUACAGGGAGUACAUUCAUCCCAAGGCCGCCGCUCCCUCCUCCGUUCGCCGCAACACCAAGAGUGUCCUCGCCACUCUACCAGCCUAGCACGCGCUUCCUAGCCCUUCGACACGAUUGCCAACUCUCACGUCUCCACAUGGACAUGGCACACAUCACACCGCCGCAGUGA
Messenger RNA from Colletotrichum graminicola M1.001, 546 nucleotides. RefSeq lists its product as uncharacterized. The record is from RefSeq and is a predicted model, not a curated record. The transcript has 2 exons. Lineage: Eukaryota; Fungi; Ascomycota; Sordariomycetes; Glomerellales; Glomerellaceae. The coding region runs from base 1 to 546 and encodes 181 amino acids.